This is a messenger RNA of Octodon degus (degu), 564 nucleotides long. RefSeq names its product LSM3 homolog, U6 small nuclear RNA and mRNA degradation associated (gene Lsm3). The coding region runs from base 106 to 414 and encodes 102 amino acids. Gene Ontology annotation, molecular function: RNA binding. The record is from RefSeq and is a predicted model, not a curated record. Gene Ontology annotation, cellular component: U4/U6 x U5 tri-snRNP complex; catalytic step 2 spliceosome; precatalytic spliceosome. Gene Ontology annotation, biological process: mRNA splicing, via spliceosome; P-body assembly. The transcript is spliced from 4 exons. Lineage: Eukaryota; Metazoa; Chordata; Mammalia; Rodentia; Octodontidae.
AUCAAAACAACUCUUUCUACUUCCGGUGCCUCAGGCCUCCGGUUUCCGGAGAGUGGAGUCUUGUACGUUCUCGCGAGAAGCGGGAAAGGGCGCAGGGUUUGAAAGAUGGCGGACGACGUGGACCAGCAACAAACCACCAACACCGUAGAGGAGCCGCUGGAUCUCAUCAGACUCAGCCUGGAUGAGCGGAUCUAUGUGAAAAUGAGGAACGACCGAGAGCUUCGAGGCAGAUUACAUGCUUAUGAUCAGCAUUUAAACAUGAUAUUGGGAGAUGUGGAAGAAACUGUGACCACUAUAGAAAUUGAUGAAGAGACAUAUGAGGAGAUAUACAAAUCAACAAAACGAAAUAUCCCAAUGCUGUUUGUCCGGGGAGACGGUGUUGUGCUAGUUGCCCCUCCACUAAGAGUUGGUUGAAAUGGAAAUUUUUUCCUGUGUGGCAACAUUGGGCUGUUUAACUGCAUCAGACAUUCAGGGGACAAGGCUGCACACAUAUUUGAUACCAGGGGAUGUAUUCACCAGUGAAAUGCGUUGAUUUGCAAAAACCUUGUAACAUUUUAAGUUAAG